CUCUCUCUCUUAUACCCAACGCAGCGGAGGUAGUAAGCAGUUAGGAUUCUUUCUUUCUCCUCUAAAGAGCUGGUUGGCAGAUUGAAAGAUGAUUGUUUUGUUUGAGACUCCGGCGGGCUUUGCCCUUUUUAAAGUUUUGGAUGAAGGGAAACUAUCUAGAGUUGAGGACUUGCAGAGAGAUUUCUUGGAUGCAGAGUCGGCAAGAAGGAUGGUGAAGUUGAAAGCCUUUUCCAAGUUUGAAAACACAGCAGAAGGUUUGGAAGCAAUUACAAAACUGAUUGAAGGCACUCCCAGCAAAGGUCUGCGCAAAUUCUUGAAAGCUCAUUGUGAAGGUGAAACAUUGGGAGUGGCUGAUUCAAAGCUUGGAAAUGCCAUUAAGGAGAAAUUGAAAAUAGAAUGUGUUCACAGUAAUGCUGUAAUGGAGUUGUUAAGAGGUGUGAGGAGUCAGUUGACUGAACUCAUUUCUGGCUUAGGAGUUCAGGAUUUGGCGCCAAUGAGCUUGGGUUUAUCUCAUAGCUUAUCUAGAUACAAGCUGAAGUUCAGUGCUGAUAAGGUAGAUACGAUGAUUGUUCAGGCCAUUGGCUUGCUCGAUGAUCUUGAUAAAGAGCUCAACACAUAUGCAAUGAGAGUUCGUGAAUGGUAUGGUUGGCAUUUUCCUGAGCUUGCAAAGAUUGUACAGGAUAACAUCCUUUAUGCUAAGACAGUGAAGCUAAUGGGUGAGCGUGCAAAUGCUGCCAAGCUUGACUUCUCAGGGGUAUUACCAGAAGAAGUUGAAACAGAAUUGAAGGAGGCAUCAGUCAUAUCUAUGGGAACUGAAGUUAGUGACCUUGAUCUGAUAAAUAUCAAAGAACUCUGUGACCAGGUUCUGUCUCUUGCUGAAUAUAGGGCCCAAUUAUAUGAUUAUUUGAAAAGCAGGAUGAACACAGUUGCACCAAAUUUGACUGCUCUGGUCGGAGAGCUUGUUGGUGCACGCCUCAUUGCUCAUGGAGGUAGCUUGUUGAAUCUUGCAAAACAGCCUGGGAGCACCGUUCAGAUUCUUGGUGCAGAGAAGGCUCUAUUUAGAGCUCUUAAGACAAAGCAUGCAACUCCUAAAUAUGGUCUUAUCUACCAUGCAUCUGUGGUUGGUCAGGCAGCACCCAAGCACAAGGGCAAGAUUUCUAGAUCACUGGCUGCAAAGGCUGCUUUAGCAAUUCGUUGUGAUGCUCUUGGAGAUUCUCAAGAUAACUCUAUGGGACUUGAGAACCGAGCCAAGCUUGAAGCACGACUGAGGAAUCUUGAAGGCAAAGAAUUGGGACGUUCUGCUGGCUCAGCUAAAGGCAAGCCUAAGAUAGAGGUCUAUGAUAAGGAUCGAAAGAAGGGAACUGGAGGGUUGAUAACUGCAGCGAAGACUUAUAAUCCUGCAGCAGAUUCUGUUCUUGCACAAACAGUAGAGCAAAAGAAGGCUGAGGCAAAACCUCAGAAAAUGGAAAUAGAGGCUCCUGUUACUGUUGAAGAGAAGAAAGAGAAGAAGAAAAAGAAGAAGAAAACUGAUUCAGAGGCUGAUGGAGAGGAAGAAGAAAUUAAAGAGUCAGCAGAAAUAGAAAAGAAGAGUAAGAAAGAGAAGAAAAAGAAGGAAAAGAAACAUGUUGCUGAGGAUGAUACACAAGAAGAUGGGGAGAAAAAGAAGAAGAAGAAGAGAAAGCAUGAGGAGCAAGACGAAGAAGAAACUGAAAUGCAGGACAAGAAGAAAGAGAAGAAGAAGAAGAAGGGGGGUCAGGAUUGACAAAAUUAAUUAUGGGAGAUUUCUGUAACCUUCUGUGGAACAAUUUUGGGUAAUAUACGUGAGGAGUCAGUUCUUCAACAUGUAAAAUGUGGUGGUUAUCUAUUUAGCUUCUUACUAGUGUGAUCUCUUUACUCAUCCUCUUGUAUUUUUCAUUUCCUUGCGAAUGGAUGACUAUGAGUCUGUUUAGCCUUUGCUUCAAAUGUCACUCUUUGCUAAGUUCAGAAUUCUUGAAUUGCAGCUGAUUAUGUUUAUUCUUUUUAGCAAAGAAUUUAGUAGAACUCUCUGCUUUUUGGUCUUGUGAUUUGGACCAGAACCUUCCCCUAGAGAUCCUUCAGCUGGAAUAAAUUGUUGGAUUUGUC
Molecule: messenger RNA, 2121 nt
Organism: Rubroshorea leprosula
Lineage: Eukaryota; Viridiplantae; Streptophyta; Magnoliopsida; Malvales; Dipterocarpaceae
Source: the annotation of a GenBank genome assembly